GUCUCGCUUUCAGCAAGGACCUCACAGGCAGCUACCCAAUCUCUCUUGGUAGCAAAUUGCCAAGCCAGGCCCGUUUCCUCAAAAGAUGGUAGAGGACUUAGCAGCUUCCUAUGUUGCUCUGAAAUUGGAGAAUGAAGUUCUGCAGGCUCAAGUGAAGAGGCUUAUGGAAGAAAAUGCUGCCCUCCAGGCCCAGAUACCAGAGCUCCAGAAAUCCGGAGCAGCCAAAGAGGAUGAACCACUCCGAAAGUCCUCAGAGGCCCAAGAGCCCCCAGAGUCCCCAGAGCUACUGGGACCUCCAGCAGCCAGGUCCUCACAAAAGCCCUGGGAACCCCCAGCGACCACAGAGUCCGGGGGAACUCCAGAGAUCAAGCAGCCCAGGGGACCCUCAGCCAUUAGAGAGCCCAGAGAGUCCUCAGCCAUCAGAGAGUUCAUGGGACACCCAGAGAUCAAGGAGUCCCAGAAGUCCCCAGAGACCAAGGAGUCUGGGGGACCCUCAGCCAUCACAGAGUUCAGGGGAUCCCCAGAGGUCAAGGAGCCCCAUUUAUCCCCAAAGUUCAAGGAGUAUUGGGAACCCCAGGAGCCUCCAGAGGUCAAGGAGUACUGGGACCCUCCAGAGCCCCCAGACUCCACACUCUCUGCCUGGAAGUCUCCAGCAGCCAAGGAACCCCAGGAGACCCAGAAGGCUCUGGAGUCCCCAGCAACCCAGAAGCCCCAGGCAUCCCCAAGGGGUUAUGAUUUCCCAGCAGUCUGGGAGACAGGGCCCACAGACAUCCAGGGUACCCCAGCCAUCAAGGAGCUCCAGAAUUCACAGCUCCACAACCCUACAAAUGAUGAGGAGUCUCAGAAGGUUCCAGAAUACCAGGAGACCUCGUCACAGCUGGAGCCCCUUGAGCAUCCAACUACCCGGGAGUCUCUGGAGCCUCGGGUGCCCCAGGAGCCCCUGGACCCCUCAGAUGCCGAGGAGUUCCUAGAACUCUCAGUACCUGAGGAGUCCCUAGAGGGCCUCAUAGUUGUGGGAACAGGAACAGCUUCUGCAGUUCCACAGGCCCACAGCAGAUUAGAGGCGGCAGCUUUGCCCCUAGAGUACCCUCUGCCCUUCCAUGGGGAUUCUCAGAAACUCGCUGAGUUUUUAAUUCAGUUGAACAGUUACCUGAGAACCAGAGGGCACCUGUAUCUCACUGAAGCAGCUCUGGUAAGCUUUAUUGGCAGCUUCAUAGGUGAGGCAGGAAGGUCGUUCCAGCCCUUAGCAGAUAUCCAAAACCCCCUGCUGGAACAAUUUGGAAGGUUCAUUCGAGGGCUCCAAGAUGUCUUUGACAACCCAGAAAGUAUGGAAGUAGCUAACCAAGGCCUUCUCCAGCUGCGCCAAGAGGAAGGCCUUGUCCACAGAUCUGCAACCCGCUUCCAUCUCAUUGCUCAAGAGCUAAAUUUGGAUGAAAGCACAUUCUGCAUCCCAUUUCAAGAAGAGCUUGCCAGUUCUAUUCAAAAUGAACUGUCUUGCACAAGUCCAGCCACCAGCCUAUCUGAUGUGAUCAUUCAGUGUGUCACUCUAGAAGAGAAGACAGAUGGUAAGGCUGAUUCCGAUUCUUCGUCCUCUGAAGAGGAAAAUGAGUCUGAGAGUCCACCAACUGAAAAUCAGGCUCUUCGAGCUACAAGUAAUCGACCCCAUCUCAGUGAGGCUGAACGGGCCCGACGCCGCGAAGGCCACUUGUGCCUCUACUGUGGCCAUCCUGGUCAUUUUGCCAGAGACUGCCCUGUCAAGCCUCAUCGUGCCCAGCAGGCGGGAAACAUGGAGGCCCGGCGGUAAGGGGGAUCCCGGGC
Onychomys torridus (southern grasshopper mouse) is the source of this 1818-nucleotide messenger RNA. RefSeq names its product retrotransposon Gag like 3 (gene Rtl3). NCBI's taxonomy places the organism in Eukaryota, Metazoa, Chordata, Mammalia, Rodentia, Cricetidae. The transcript is spliced from 2 exons. The record is from RefSeq and is a predicted model, not a curated record. The coding region runs from base 86 to 1804 and encodes 572 amino acids. Gene Ontology annotation, molecular function: nucleic acid binding; zinc ion binding.